Symbiodinium sp. CCMP2592 is the source of this 879-nucleotide messenger RNA. The record is from the annotation of a GenBank genome assembly. NCBI's taxonomy places the organism in Eukaryota, Dinophyceae, Suessiales, Symbiodiniaceae.
AUGUCUCGACAUCCAGCUGCCAGAACGAGGCUUCUGCGUCAGUUGCUCAGGUGUCCGGCCGGAAAGUACGAUUCUGAGGAAGAGCAGCAACAUCGGCACACGAGGCGCUUAGACCACAUUGGAGUCUUCCUUCUCCUCGCACUCUAUGCAGUCAUACUGAAUGCGCUCGCAUUUGGAGCAGAGCUGCCAGUUCUGAAACCCCCGCGACUUGUCGUCGCUGCUCAGCUGGCAGUUGGACUACUUGCUGUGUUCAAUCUCUAUGUUGAAAUCUAUUCGUUGCCACGUGGCACUAAAGAAGCCGAAGAUGAUUUCCUGGUAACAUAUGGCCCUUUUGGCAGAUGGGUUUACCUCACUCAUCAGACGAUCGGAGCUUUGGCUGUCCAUGCUCUUGCUUCGGCAGUGUUGCCUUUUGUCAGCAGACGUUUGGCCUACGGCAACUACCGCUUGAGUCCCGUUAUUGGCGCCUGCGGGGUCUUUGUGACGAUACAAUAUUUCAACCUCGUGAAGAGGCACCCGGACCACGAGAAAACGUGCCAGCUUUGGGCUGCUCGCGGCGUGCGCUUCGGGCUUUUGGACGCUUUGCGUCACGUCCUGCCCAUUGUCGUCAGCGUCCUAGACAUCCUCUUCAAGAGCCGAGACGCACUCCUUGAGGCCAUGCCGUCUGCUUUGGGCCUUGUCCGCCUUCAUCUUCUUUAUGUCGUUGUCUUCCUGAUUGGCAUACACGUGAACCACCGUUUGACCGGUCGUUGGCCGUACGGCUUCAUGAAGGAUCUUGGCUUGAGUCCAUCCCGGUGGCUUAUGUUCUUGAUGGUGCAAGGAUCUAUUUUGUCCGCGUGCGGCCUGGCAUUGACUGGGCUUGCAACUCUAUCUCUAGGGUGA